CGAAUUUACAUUCCUUUGUUACGCGUUUGAUCGCGAAGACCAGGUUUUCAAAAGUUCAAAGAAAAUUAACACUGUCACAUGGAAAAAAAGCAAGAUGAAAGAGAGAGAAUACGAUCCUGGAGUCGUCGAUAAAAUCCAAUUUCGAAAAUGUCGAUUUCCCACAUUAAAACGAAAUUUUUUCGAAAUGUUUUACAAUUUACAAACAUUUAGCAUUUCGAGCGUGGAACUGGAAACGUUGCAGGUGAACAUGUUCCGAGAAGCGAAGAAUCUAACAGCGCUUGACAUCUCUAAAAAUAGCCUGAAGGAAAUUCCAUCGCAUAUUUUCAUCGAUGCUGUUAAAUUACAAGACGUGGAUUUUUCCAACAAUUACAUUAUACGGAUAGAUCCGCUGGCCUUCGAGGGCGCAAUACAAUUGCAAAAAUUGGAUCUAUCCUUCAAUCAAAUCACUGAUUUAGAUUCACGUACCUUCAAUUUACCGAAUUUACUGAUGUUGGACUUAUCGAACAAUAACAUAACGAAAUACAACGAAAACAUUUUCGAAAAAUUGACCAAUUUGACCACAUUAAAUUUAUCGUUCAACACAUUGGAACAUUUGCACAUCGGUACAUUCGCUGGCUUGUUCAAGUUGAAGGAACUCAGCUUGAGGCAUACAAACUUGUCGGACAUUCAAUCUGGCACAUUUUUUGACCAAAAUUUUUUGCUUUCACUUGAUUUGUCCGAGAACAACAUCAAACGAAUUGACUUCAAAUCAUUCGCGUCGAUCCUACUGUUAAACUUGCAAUCACUUCGACUGGGUGGAAAUCAACUAACCGAUCUGAGUGGCUUCCACAAAGCACUUUUUCCUCAAAUGGAAUUAUUGGACAUUCAAGGAAAUCCAUUUAAUUGCUCGUAUUUGCUUCAUUUCAUGGAAUCAGAUUCACAUUGGAAAACGAUUCAAUUCCAUUCAAAGGCAUCUGAAACGUCUGAUGUGCACAAAACUUACAUUCAAGGAGUUAAAUGCGACCUUACUCCCGACGGAAAGACCAUACAUAAGUAGACUACUUUCCCACUAUCAAUUUAGAGGUGUUUUUAGGGAGGAAAAGUAGUACUGUACAUACAACGCAACGUUACAAUUCAUUUGCAUAGUUUAACGCUAUGGCCGAAUCCAAUA
Messenger RNA from Bradysia coprophila, 1150 nucleotides. RefSeq lists its product as uncharacterized. The record is from RefSeq and is a predicted model, not a curated record. Gene Ontology annotation, cellular component: plasma membrane. Gene Ontology annotation, molecular function: protein binding. NCBI's taxonomy places the organism in Eukaryota, Metazoa, Arthropoda, Insecta, Diptera, Sciaridae. Gene Ontology annotation, biological process: cell surface receptor signaling pathway.